Molecule: messenger RNA, 4796 nt
Organism: Stylophora pistillata
Lineage: Eukaryota; Metazoa; Cnidaria; Anthozoa; Scleractinia; Pocilloporidae
Product: protein kinase C alpha type
Biological process (GO): protein phosphorylation
Molecular function (GO): diacylglycerol-dependent serine/threonine kinase activity; zinc ion binding; ATP binding
Source: RefSeq, a predicted model, not a curated record
AAGUUGGGCUGCAGAUGGUUCGAUGCAGCGAAAGGUAACAUGGCGGACCCUGAUGGUGCGAACAAAACUCGGGGAAUAAACAGAAGGGGCGCUUUUAAGCAGAAGAAUGUGAUCGAAGUCAAAGGCCAUAAGUUUUUUUUUCGAUACCUGAGACAGCCAACGUUUUGUGGUCACUGCAAAGAUUUUAUUUGGGGUUUUAUCGGAAAGCAGGGAUGCCAAUGCCAAGGGUGUUCGUUUGUGCUUCACAAGCGCUGUUGUCAAUUUGUGACCUUUUCUUGUCCUGGAGCGGAGACAGGGGCUGCCACCGAGGGCCUUGAAUCAGCCCACCCUUUUAAAGUUCGCACCUAUACUAGUCCUACAUUUUGUGAUCAUUGCGGAUCUCUACUUUACGGACUCUAUCACCAAGGAGUACAAUGCGAAGACUGUCAGAUGAAUGUGCACAAGAGGUGCAUAAAGUUGUUACCGAAACUAUGUGGUGUCGAUCAUACAGAGCGAAGGGGCAGAAUACACCUUAAAGUUUGGAUCGAAGACAGCGCAAAGAGUCAACUGAAAGUUGAAGUUCGUGAUGCUAAGAAUCUCAUUCCUAUGGAUCCAAAUGGUCUCUCUGAUCCUUACGUCAAGAUCAGGCUUAUUGACAACACACAGGAGGACAUCAGCAAGAAAAAAAACGACUCGGACAAGAAAAAAAAAUUCAAAACUAAGGUUGUCUAUAAGAACCUGAACCCAGAAUUUAAUGAAACUUUUGACAUCACACUUGAUAAUGAGGACUAUAAUCGACGUUUGUUUGUUGCUGUCUGGGACUGGGACAGAGCGUCACGUAAUGACUUUAUGGGUUGCUUGUCAUUUGGAGUUUCUGAGCUGGUGAAACAACCACAAGAGGGCUGGUUCAAGCUUCUGGGCAAAGUGGAAGGAAAUUUUUAUAACAUUCCUAUCAUUGAUACUGAUGAAGAAGGCCCAGCAGUGUUGGAGCUUAGAAACAAAUAUAAGUUUAUGCAGGCACAGUUAAAAGAAGAAGAGGAAAGGCAAGAGAGAGAGUACCAAGCUGCACAAGUAUUUCGCGGCAAGGAAGAUGGUACUAGAUACAGGCCAGAAGAUUUUCACUUCCUCAAAGUUCUUGGUAAAGGAAGCUUCGGAAAGGUCAUGUUAGCAGAGCGGAAAGGCACGGAUGAAGUGUAUGCCAUCAAAGUUUUAAAGAAAGAUGUCAUUGUUCAAGAUGAUGAUGUGGAGUGUACUAUGACAGAGAAGAGGGUACUAGGCUUACACGGCAAACCACCAUUUCUCACGUCUCUUUUCUGCUGCUUCCAGUCAUAUGACCGCCUCUACUUUGUGAUGGAGUAUGUCAACGGUGGAGAUUUGAUGUUUCACAUCCAGCAACACGGCAGAUUUAAGGAGCCACAAGCAGUUUUCUAUGUAGCGGAAAUUGUCCUUGGAUUGUUGUUUCUACACAAAAGAGGCAUUGUUUACAGAGAUUUAAAGUUAGACAAUGUCAUGCUGGAUAGUGACGGCCACAUCAAAAUUGCCGAUUUUGGAAUGUGCAAAGAAAAUAUGACUGACGGAAAGACAACUCGAACAUUCUGUGGGACACCAGAUUAUAUUGCUCCUGAGAUUGUCGCCUACCAGCCUUACAGUUUUUCCGUGGACUGGUGGGCUCUCGGAGUUCUUAUUUAUGAGAUGUUAGCGGGACAGCCUCCUUUUGAUGGGGACGAUGAAGACGAAUUAUUUAACUCUAUCUUAGAGCACAGCGUGUCUUACCCCAAGUCUUUAUCCAAAGAAGCCGUGCUCAUCAUCAAAGGGUUCCUGACCAAACACCCGGCCAAACGCCUGGGCUGUGGAGAAAAUGGAGAACAAAGCAUCAAGGAUCACGUGUUCUUUAGGCACACUAACUGGUUGAAACUUAUGAACAGAGAGGUUCAACCUCCCUUCAAACCAAAAAUUAAAUCUAAACGUUCCUUUGACAAUUUCGACCCAGAGUUCACGGACGAAGCCGCCCGACUAACACCUUGCGACAAAUCAUUCAUAGCCAACAUCAACCAGAAUGACUUCCAUGGCUUCUCAUUCGUGAAUCCUGCUUUCCCAGCGAAAGAGAAAGAGCCAUCAAGCGACACUGACAUUAAAGUUUAAGAAUUCCUGUGUAAUUUACUUAGCUAGGUGAUGAAAUGUAUCCGGGAGAUGUUUCCGGUUUUGCGUUUGCGUGGAAUGGUAAGGUAUUUCUAGUAUUGUCGAAAGACCACGUAAUUAAGAUGUAAGUAUUAUUUCCUAAGAAGCGCGCCUAGACAAGCCAAAUUUUUUCCCUUUUGUGAUUUGGUUCUAAUGAUGAGCGAGACGCUAAUUUAAGCUAUGUUUCCCCUCCGGAUAUUCACUGGAAAGUGAUUUCGAUUAAUCAGGGUAAGACUUCUUUUGCUAGAGUGCUGAGGUAACACGUGAAGCUAUCCUGUUUUUGUUUUUCUUUUUAUUGAGCAUCCUUAAACCUCAACUUAGUAUUCACAACGGCAAAUCAAAAACAAAGCAGAUAUCCGUAAUUUACCGAGAGCUCGGUGGUACGAGCGCGGAAAAUGAGUGGGAUCAAGUUACGAUUGGUUUGAGGUUUCUAUCUGAAUACAUGGUCGAGAAGGUGAGGCGAUAUUUUUUUCCACGAGUAAGAUAGUGGCAUACUGAAAGCAAAACAAUUGCAAUCUCGGAUGGCUACCGCCGACAAUCGCUUAAAAUCUGAGUUGUCUGUAUGUAGCUCUUCGGCAAGCUUCCUGUGAAUAUCACCUUUGCUGCUCAAGAGAGACAAGUUGGCUUGUUCCAUGACUGCGUUUCAUUUAAGCAUAAUUUAUCUCGAAAUAGAUAAAUCCAAUUUGAAUAAGUUGUAAUAACUAUGCGUUAGAUAUGUAGUGAUAUAUGCAUAAUUUAGCUAGGAAGCUAAGACAUAACUUGUACAUUCUGGGAAUUUAGGGUGAAAUAAGGGAGUGGGAGGUUUACUUAAAAUUGUUUUCUUUCUUUUUCGUUUUACUUCUUUUUCCAAAUUUGUCAUGCAAAAUCGGGUUGUGAAGAAUUGUAUUUUUCCCAUUGGUUCCUUCAUAGUUUCUGCCCUGUGGAAUUGAAUUGCUGAAUACUGUCUCAAUUUUCUGGUACUGCUGUAGGUUUUUGUCAUUUCGCACCUAGAGGCAACUUUUUGAACGAAUCCAAUUGUGAGUUUGACCCAAUUAUAUCACAUUUAGAUAGUGGUUGUGAGUUUUCUCUGUCUUGUAGUAUCAAGGUUUAAGUAGUAAUGAAGUGCACCAAGAAAGCUUGGUAACACAGCAAUGUGUAAUACGAAAAGAGUUCCACAGUGACACCGUAUGUAGCCUUCUAUUAAGUUCUAACUACCGGUAGUUCGUGAAGUUACCUACAAAUUUACCAAUUUUUCAAAGUUUGUAACUGUUAAGAGAUGCCCUCCUUCAUCACGGAGCUAUAGCUGAUGCAUUUACUGCUGUCAAUAUUUGAGAAGGUGAUAAAGUUAAAACUUUUGAACACGGAAGUAUUUGGUAAAAGACGGAACAAAUGCAUAGUUUGGCGAUGGUCGUCUUCUAAGGAGUUAAAAAGAUGAAGUUACAAGAAAAGGAGAUGUGAACUGUCCUCUAAGACGUUGUUAGUGUUAGCUACUUCUUUGAUAUGGAGGAUAUUUUUAUUCUGAUGAUUAAGGGUACGGUUGUAUGCGUUUGCAUGAAGACUGUAUGCAAAAUGAGAAUGAACUGUAGUUCGUCGGACAUUCAGAAAUUUGACCGGCUAUGUAUACUUUUAGGUAUUGGUAUCAGCUGUGGAUAUUUCUUUCUUCUGAUUGGUUAAUACGAAGUUCAUUUGUUAUGAAUUGCCUUCAGUCGUCGAGAAUAUAGUUAUGUGACAGGAACCCUUCAACAUUUUCACGAGACUGCGGCAAGUGAGUUUGGGUAUUUGUAAUUUAGAGCUACAAUACUCUCCGUUGUAGAUUAGCUCGGAGAGUUUGAUGUUGCAACAGCAUGGCAUCAUCCAGCUGAAAUGAAAGUAAAUUCUUUUGCACGUUUUUUCGAAAUUGAAAUUGCGUAGAGAAGUUACGUUUCCAUUACUUCGCUGGUUAGAAUGAGUAGAAUUGUUUUCAGUUUCUUUAUUUUGUUUGAAUAUCAGAUGUAAAAAAUUACCCUAGAUUCCUGUGUACUUCAACUUUAUUCUUAGAGCGUUUUCUCAUUCCAGCAGAGGGAUGAUGUGGCUAUUUAUGAAUUAUUGAAAUUUUGGUUUCCAUUAUUAGCAUUAUUAUUAGUAACAAUAGUGCUUGCUACUCUGACUUUUCUCUUUACACUUUUUGCGAAUUAUGGAACAAUAAGUUUCAGUAUUAUUAACAAUUAUUCUCCUUAGUGGAGGUAAACAUACGAAGUGAUUAAUUGUUUUAGUAUAUACUACACAAAAACCAAAGAAAAAAAAAUUCAACAAGAAUUGGUUUAUUUCUGACAAUAUACCGAAAAAAAGUCGGAAAUUAAACUCUCGACGCGCGGUUUUGUCUCAGAGUGCUUGGAAGUGAAUACUACUUGGUUAUCACUUCCAAACUAGCCAAUCAGCGCGCGCGAAGCACAGUAAGUUAAACCUGUGUGGUAUAUACCAAACUUGAAUAAUCCUAGCACUGCACAGCGGCAUCGAUGUAAAGUGUGAAACAAAGUAGCGAGGGAAUUCAUAGCAAAACAGUUUCACUGAGUCGCACAAGUACUUAUUAAAUUCUUGGUAAUUUAAAAUUUCUCACGAGGGAGAUUAAAUGUAGAAUGUUGUGAUUGCUUAAUAAAAAGCACAACUGAGCUGCAAUUAUA